Messenger RNA from Macrobrachium nipponense, 2311 nucleotides. Its product is annotated as short-chain dehydrogenase/reductase family 16C member 6-like. Lineage: Eukaryota; Metazoa; Arthropoda; Malacostraca; Decapoda; Palaemonidae. Gene Ontology annotation, cellular component: lipid droplet. Bases 310 to 1290 code for a protein of 326 amino acids. The transcript has 8 exons. The record is from RefSeq and is a predicted model, not a curated record. Gene Ontology annotation, molecular function: oxidoreductase activity, acting on the CH-OH group of donors, NAD or NADP as acceptor.
AAGCGUCGGUGGUGGUGCCAGUAAAGCAGUAUCAUACAAUUUCAACCAAACAGGAAGAGGAGCAGAGCCGACGCCACCGCACAGGCGAGAAACCUCGCAGGGAGCUGCUGCGGAGCAGCGGAGCGGAGUGUAGAUCUUAUUUAACCAUCAGUGUCUAAGAGAAUGUCAGCGCGGUAGGGUGUGCCGAGCUUCGUCGUCCUUCCAUAGUACAUGUGUCUGUCGCUAAGUGGUGGUGAAAAGAAGCGGUAAUCACUCACGCAUUUGAUAGCAUCAGAUUCUCGUCCUGUAACCUCCGAAGAAAAAGAAAACAUGGGCUUCUCAGAGGCGAUAGUGUCAGUGGUCCAGGUGAUAGGAGCUCUGCUUGCCUCCGUCUACUUCGCACUGGAGUGUCUGGUUUUAUCCCUCAUCCCAAGGAGGUUCAGGAGGAAGGACGUCGAGGGCGACAUCGUCCUCAUCACAGGAGGAGGGUCAGGAAUUGGUCGCCUCAUGUGUCUCAAGCUGGCCGCCAGGGGCGCUAAGAUCGUCACGUGGGAUGUCAACUCUGCUGGAAACGACGAGACUGUGAAAGCAGUCAAAGCUAAUGGAGGGGAGUGUGUUGCAUACACAGUUGACCUGUGUAACCGGAAUGCCAUCUAUGCAGCUGCUGCUAAAGUCAAAGAGGAAGUGGGCAAGGUUGAUAUUCUGGUCAACAAUGCAGGUAUCGUCUCUGGGAAAAAUUUCCUAGAGGUUCCAGAUCACCAUGUAGAACGCACAUUCAAUGUUAAUGUUUUGAGUCAUUUUUGGACCGUGAAAGCCUUCUUGCCCGAUAUGAUGGCAUCCAACAAAGGGCAUGUGGUAACAGUAGCCUCCUUAGCUGGACUUGCUGGUGUUAACAAAUUAGUUGACUAUUGUGCCUCAAAGUUUGCUGCUGUUGGAUUUGAUGAAUCCCUCAAGUUGGAACUUAUGGUUGGUGGUUACACAGGGGUCAAGACAACUGUCAUCUGCCCAUAUUACAUUAACACUGGCAUGUUUGAUGGAGUUAGAUCCAAGCUAAUUCCAAUCUUGAACCCUGAGUAUGUAGCAUCAGAGGCUGUGGAUGGCAUUCUGCUCAACACACCAGUAGUCAUCCUACCAGGAUUUUGCCGUCUGCUGAUCAUCCUGAAGCUUGUCCUGCCUCUAAAGGGAGGGUACAUGAUGUACAGAGCCUGCGGUGGCCACAUGACCAUGGAUGACUUCAAGGGCCGACCUGUACAGAAUGGGACUCGACUUACAGAAAAACAGGUGCUGGCUGCCCAAACUCCAAAUGUAUAAAAUUUUGAGGAGUGCAGACAAGUGAUGUAUAUAUGGUGUUGCUACUUUUCAAUAGUUUAUAGUCGUAGGACAUUUGAUCACACAAUUGUUGUUGUACAUUUUUUUAUGUAAAACAAAGCUGUAAUUGUCAGGUGUUCUUGUAAAACCAGUAUUCAUGAUGAAAAAUGUAUAUCAGAGAUCUAGAAUUGAUAUAAUGAAAAACUUACAUCAGGUAUCUAGAAUUGAUAUUAACCCCAUUUGAAUAAUGUACGUACUAUAUGGGAAGUAAUCACUGAACAGCUUUUUAGUAGAUAUAUUAAGGCAUGAGAUACUACCAUGUAAUGAGUUUCCCUGCUGAAGUGUACCUGAGUGUUUCUUAGAUUUAAUUGUUCUGUAACUCUGAAUUUCUUACACCACAGUAAUUUAUUUCAAACUACAGAUACUUUGAAUAACUUCAAACUCAUUACAUUCUAUGGCGCUGGGCAAUUUUAUAGCUUAUAUAAAAAAAAUGUUGCUCUAAAAUCUUCAUGUUGAAACAACAAAUCACAUUAUACAUUUUAUUUUAAGCUCUACCACUUCAAAAUUCAUUACGCAGUAAGGAGCUAUUUUUUUUUUCUUUUUAUAAAAUUUACCCUAAAGAGGUGUGGCUCUCAAAUUGCAAGAAGUGUUGAAACAAUAAAUCAAGUCACAUAAUCCAAUUUUUUAAUGAGCAAAAUGAGUAAUUUUGUGAGUUUUUGCAGUUAUACAAACUAUUAUAAGCUACAGCAUAUUAGUAAAUACUUGGUUUUGAUAUUGGUGAAUAUGAUCCAAAUACAGAAUAUAGUGUUUUUGUGCCAUUAAGAGCUUCCUUCACAUACUUGUGAAAUAAUUUUUUAUAAAUUUUUCAUAGCUUUGUAGAUUACAUUAAUGUAUUACAUAUAUUAAUGUAUUACAGUCAAGCUCAAAAAUAAAAUUUUGAGUUAUCUGCAAUCACUGCAUUAGUCUUGUAUUUUAUAAGUAAAUGUAUUAUUUUACCAUGUAAGGCAUUAAAUUUAUAUGUUUA